Anopheles moucheti is the source of this 2996-nucleotide messenger RNA. Its product is annotated as organic cation transporter protein-like. The record is from RefSeq and is a predicted model, not a curated record. The transcript has 3 exons. Gene Ontology annotation, cellular component: membrane. Gene Ontology annotation, biological process: transmembrane transport. Bases 187 to 1920 code for a protein of 577 amino acids. Lineage: Eukaryota; Metazoa; Arthropoda; Insecta; Diptera; Culicidae. Gene Ontology annotation, molecular function: transmembrane transporter activity.
UAUCUUGGCUGAAUGGCUUACGAUGCUAAAUAGAAACUAAACGAUGUGAUAAGACUGUUCGAAACGGUGUGAUAGCAGUGCAAAUGUUAGUGAUAUCAGGUGCUGCUGAAACAGCUCCACGCCAAGGGCUAAGGGACACUGAUUUGUUCGACAAGCGUACUAGCAGCAGCAGCAGCAGCAGCAAAGAUGACAUCGAGCGACAAUGAAAAUACUGGCACCGAUGCGGCGUUUGAUCGGAUCAUGGAAUCGAUCGGCAAUGAUGGUCCAUUCCAGCGACGGUACAACAUCAUCUUUAACGUGAUCGCGGUACUGUUUUUUGCCAUGUGUGUGGUAAAUGUGUUGCUCGUGCUGGCCGUACCGAACCAUAGGUGUAGCAUUCCGAUCAACGGAACGCACAAUGAAACGAGACACGAACGAUGGAAGCAGUCCGUAUAUCCCAUGGAGUUCGACAGCCGCGGUAAUUAUGUGCCCAGCUCCUGUCAGAUGUACAAUGUGUCGUACGAGAACAUCACCAAUUUAUCGACAGUACCAUCAAACGAAACAACUACAGUGUCCUGCCAGUACGGGUACGAUUACGAUCGUACCUACUACGAUCGUACACCGGUCACGGAGCAGGAUUGGGUCUGUGAGCGAGAACUGUACGGUACGAAUGUGUUCGCCAUCGUGCGUGUAUCGGAAGUAUGUGGUACGUUCAUUCUCGGCCAGCUAGGUGAUCGCAUUGGACGACUUCCGGUGUACCUGUUCAGCAUAGUGACGGCAGCCGUGGGACGUGUGUUUGCCAUCUUUACCGCCCGCCAUUACUGGCUGUUUGCGGUGUUGGCAUUCAUCGGUAGCUUCUCCACCAACACCUCCUUCCAGUCACCGCUGAUCAUUGCGAUGGAAAUCUCAAAGGAUGCCAACCGUGCCGCCCUCUCGCUGUGGCAGCUGGUCGGAUGGACGGCGGGCGUAUGUCUGGCACCGCUCAUCCUCUGGGCGAUGCGUGACUGGACCUGGUUCAUGAUCGUCACCUCACUGCCCUGUUUGCUGUUCUACUGCUUCCCCCGGUACGCCAUCGAAUCGCCACGAUGGCUCGCUAGCCAGGGACGGUACGGGGCAUGUUUGGCCCAGCUGCGCAAAAUAGCCACCGUCAAUGGGCAACCGUUCGAGCUGAGCGAGGAACAGCUGAAGGAGCUUGUUCCGCGCCCCGAGCGGGAAAAAACCUACGGCAUCGCGUCCCUGUUCAGCGGAUGGCAUAUGAGCCGACUGACCUGUCUGCUGCUGCUCAGUUGGAUCUGCAACACCAUACCGACGUUCACGCUGUUCCUGCUCAGCCUGCAGAUGGGCGGCAAUCCGUUCCUGAACAACUUCUGGCAGGGUGCGGUCGAGCUGCCGGCCUACCUACUCGGUCAGCUGUGUUGCGAUCGACUCGGACGACGUUUCACCAACAGUGGCGCCUUUCUGGCUGCAACAAUCGCGUGCCUGCCGGUGGUGCUGCUAAUCCACCGACCAGGAACCGAACUGUACGUGACCAUGCUCGCGAUUGUGGUGAAAUUUUUCAUCUGCAUCACCUAUUUCGCACUGUACCUGCAGUCCGUCGAGCUAUAUCCGACCACACUCCGGCAAACUGGCACCUCGUUCGGUAUCAUCGUGUCCAACGUGUUCGGUGCUGCUGGACCGUACAUCGUCUACCUCGGCACUAGCCGCGACCUGCGGCUACCGUUCGUGGCGAUGGGACUGAUUAUGUUUGCCGGUGCGCUCAGUGCCCUCUUUCUACCCGAAACGCUACACCAAAAGCUACCGGAAACGAUGGACGAGGGUCGCCAGUUUGGACGUGAUCAACGGUUCUGGUCCGUCCCGAAACGUCCCCGCACCGGCGCUAGGGAACGUCCCAUCGAAACGGAACUGCAAGAGCUGGAAAAACUGCACAAACCUGCCUCGUAAUAAUCCCGCACCAUCGUACAAUCGUGUACUUUCAUCAACCGGCCCCCGGUUCGGACAUGGCGUCCCCGGAGAUACAUACCGUCCAUAAAGAUGAAGCGUCACGUGCUCGUUUGUGCCUGACGGGGCAGGUGGCCAGGAUCGGCAAGCGAGCGCGGGUGGGGAACAAAAUUUUGCGCGAAAAAUAUUUUAUUGUUACUUUUUUUUUUGGUAUAAUAAGGACCACCCACCAACUCCCAGUGGAACCAUGGCCACAGGAAUGGAAAAUUGUAUUCUCGUGUUUCUCGCGUCGGACCGAAGGAAAGAUUGAAGCGAAUGGGAGAAAAAAUACAGCUGCAACAGUGCGAUCGUGAAAAGGAAACAACAAAAAAUCAGCCUGGAAAUACUUUUCCGUUCCGUAGUGACUCGACACACCCGGACAGCGCGUUGUACCGUGAUGAAGACGCUUGGAAUGCUUUUCAAGUUACCCACCAAACUGGAUGGAGUUUGCUGCUUCCAGCUCGGUGCAUCGGGCAUGGGGAGAGUUCCCCCCUCAAAAAAAAAAAAAAGAAACGACUUCAACACAGCAUAACAACAGACUUUGAAUAAUUUACAUUCCACACGAGCGAAAAACCGGGAAGACUUGCCGCGCCGCGUAAAAAAAACACACACUCACCCCCAAAAACAGUGCCCUACAGUGCCCACAAGCGAGUCAGGGAUUUAGAGAACGUGAACUCAUCCACGGGACGUAGGGGGGUGUGUUUGCCCGUCCUCGGAACCACUACCAAUACGCGGGAUCCAAUCACACUCACCCGAAAGAGAACGCACGUUCGCAAAAGCGACAACCCGCAAAACUGCACCCGGGCGUAUCGUCCGGGUUGCGGGCAACAACACGGCAGAGCGCAGAAAUAAAUAACGGCAUAGAGGAUAAAAGUCCAACGGACAGCCAAAGCUGCCGGUUGCAAUGUGUUUGAGCUGCCACUAAUGCUACCGGUGGCAUCGCAUUUGGGUGCGCUUCCCGUAUGGAAACGAGCAACGUCUUAAGAAUCGUUCAUCUCAAGGACAUGCGAAGAUGUGUUUUUUUUCCACCAGCACUCCAU